Molecule: messenger RNA, 282 nt
Organism: Fusarium sp. VM40
Lineage: Eukaryota; Fungi; Ascomycota; Sordariomycetes; Hypocreales; Nectriaceae
Source: the annotation of a GenBank genome assembly
AUGAAGGCCUCCAUGAUCAUCGCUCUCCCCGCCCUUGCCCUCGCGGCUGCCAGCCCCGUCCAGGUUGAGGAGCGACAGCUCCCAAGCGUCCCAGGGCUCCCAGAGCUCCCAGGGCUCCCAACCCUCGAUCUCACUUGCAUUAGCCAAAUCACUGGUCUCACUGCCUGUGCCCCUAGCAUUGCCAACCUCCAGAACCCAGCGGCCUUGAGCCCAGCGCUCUUGACCCAGCUCAUUACAUGCCCUCUCCAAAUUAUUGGCCGAGUUAUCGACUGCAUCAUUUAG